Molecule: messenger RNA, 953 nt
Organism: Phoenix dactylifera (date palm)
Lineage: Eukaryota; Viridiplantae; Streptophyta; Magnoliopsida; Arecales; Arecaceae
Product: ras-related protein RABD1-like
Molecular function (GO): GTP binding; GTPase activity
Source: RefSeq, a predicted model, not a curated record
AACCUGUUUCCGCCACUUUUCCUACCACCUCUCCCUCGUCCCACUCCAAAACCCCUCGACCAGACCCUACAAAUUCAUCAUAGAUUUCAGACGCACAGAUCUCAGAAGGGAAAUCAAUCAUUUGAAUCCGUCGACAUGAGCAAUGAAUACGAUUACCUCUUCAAGCUCCUGUUGAUCGGAGACUCCUCCGUCGGGAAGUCGUGCCUCCUCGUAAGAUUCGCUGAUGAUUCAUAUGUUGAUAGCUACAUCAGCACGAUAGGUGUUGAUUUUAAAAUUCGAACAGUGGAGCUGGAUGGAAAGACGAUCAAGCUGCAGAUUUGGGAUACAGCUGGGCAGGAACGGUUCAGGACCAUAACAAGCAGUUAUUACCGAGGUGCACAUGGGAUCAUUAUUGUUUAUGAUGUUACAGAGGUGGAGAGCUUUAACAAUGUCAAGCAGUGGUUAAGUGAGAUUGAUAGGUAUGCAAAUGACAGCGUAUGCAAGCUUCUUGUUGGAAAUAAAUGUGAUUUGGUUGAGAACAAAGUUGUGGAGACACAGAAGGCAAAGGAAUUUGCAGAUGCACUUGGCAUCCCUUUCCUCGAGACAAGUGCAAAGGAUUCGAUCAAUGUGGAGCAAGCUUUCUUGAUCAUGUCUGCUGAAAUUAAGAAAAGACUGGGCAAUCAACACAGCUCGAGCACAAAGCCUGCAAGCACUGUUCGGAUGAAGGGCCAACCCAUUCAGCAGAAGAGCAACUGUUGCAGUUAGAUGUUGUUUCUGAUAUUGUUUCUGCAAUAUGGGCCAGCCCCAUCUGGAAAGGUAUAAGCAAUAUGCAUGAAAAGGCUAUGUAUUGCAUUCUGCAUUUUAGAAGAUGCUGAAUGGCCAGUGUUAUGUCAAUGGAAUGUAUGAUCUCCCUCCUUUUAGAAAUAUCAAUAUAUAAGCAAUCUUGCCUGGUGUCUAUUUCCCAUAGUUUUUCA